AUGAUUUUGGCUCACAGAAGGGUGCUGGCUGUGGAGAUGGCGCCCGGAGGAGACGAGGCGGAGGCUCCGGCCCUGGUGCAGCUCAUCGAUGAGCACGGGACGUACUCGACUGCACGCCUGCGGCUCCGAGGGCCGGGGGGCGGGGGGGCGCUGGCGCGGCCCAGGCAGUUCUGCUGCGCGGCCUGCGGGAGGGCCUUCAAGCGCGCGUGGGAGCUGCUGAGCCACGAGGUGGUGCACACGGCGGCACGGCCCUUUAGCUGCGGCCUGUGUGCGGCCGCCUUCAAACGCCACUCGGACCGCAAGAGCCACCGGCUGGUGCACAGCGACGAGCGGCCGCAUGGUUGCGAGGCCUGCGGCAAGCGCUUCAAGCGAGCCAGCAACCGGCAGGAGCACUGCCGCCUCCACAUGGGCGAGCGCCCCUUCCCCUGCCUGUCCUGCCCGAAGCGCUUCAAGACCCCCUACGAGCUGCACCGCCACGAGCCUCUGCACGCCCCUUCGCGGCCCUUCCCCUGCCGGGGCUGCAGCAAGGUCUUCGCGGCCGGGCCGGCCCUGCUUCUGCACCGGCGGCAGCACUGCGAGGACAAGCCGCACGCCUGCAGGGUGUGCAGCAAGCGCUUCACCCACCGCCACAGGCUGCGGGCACACGAGCGCGUGCCAAUGGGCGAUCGGCCCUUCGUCUGCCCGCUGUGCACCAAGGCCUUCAGGCAGUCCAACGCGCUGGUCUCUUACCUCCGCGUGCAUUCGGGCGAGCGGCCCUACCCCUGCGACGGCUGCAGCAAAGCCUUCUCCAGGCCUUCGCUGCUCCUGCAGCAUUGCCGUGUGCACAGCCCCGUGCGCCCUCACACCUGCCGCUUCUGCCCUAAGCACUUCAAGGACCUGAACUACCGCGCCAUCCACGAGAAGGUGCACACGGGAGACACACCCUACAGGUGCAGCCUCUGCGGCAAGGGCUUCGCGCGUCCCAGCAACCUGCCGUAA
This is a messenger RNA of Mesoplodon densirostris (Blainville's beaked whale), 978 nucleotides long. Its product is annotated as zinc finger protein 239-like. NCBI's taxonomy places the organism in Eukaryota, Metazoa, Chordata, Mammalia, Artiodactyla, Ziphiidae. The transcript is spliced from 4 exons. Bases 1 to 978 code for a protein of 325 amino acids. The record is from RefSeq and is a predicted model, not a curated record. Gene Ontology annotation, molecular function: RNA polymerase II cis-regulatory region sequence-specific DNA binding; DNA-binding transcription factor activity, RNA polymerase II-specific. Gene Ontology annotation, cellular component: nucleus. Gene Ontology annotation, biological process: regulation of transcription by RNA polymerase II.